AGUCUGCCAUUACCUUCCGGUUGCGAGAAGAGAACACACGCGGAUAUUUGAGAGUGAUAUUGUGAAAUUAUUUUUCGUGUUAUCUACUUUUGGACAAUAUUAAGUAUAUUGUAAAAAUGGCAAAUAAUGGAGCACCCGACUCUUGGGAACAACAAGCUGAUGUGGGAGGCGGUGAUUCCAGUCAGUCCUCCGAUCUGUCGGCGAAAAUUUCCACGUUGAAUGUGAACGCAGCCGAAUUUGUGCCUUCAUUCCUGCCUCAACAAACUGAACCUAUUUCGAAAAAAGAAUCUCCAGACUCCGUGGACGGGCAGGUUCCCGUAACGAAUGAUAAUGAACCUCAUGACAUGGACGUGGAUGAGCCACCUGGGGAUGGAGCACCUCCGCCUACUGCUGACAGUUGGGAAGAAGCUGCAGAUGGUGAUGGCGAGCCGCUGUUAACGCCUGAUAACGAACAAGAUGGAGAAGAAGAGGAAGAAGAUGAAUUGGAGGAAGCUGUAAUCAAACCCAAGAAAAGACCUGUCAACAAAGUUGAAGAGACGAAGAGCAAGAAGGAACAUGUUAAUGUUGUUUUUAUUGGCCAUGUUGAUGCAGGGAAAUCAACAAUUGGUGGUCAAAUUAUGAAUUUGACAGGUAUGGUUGACAAACGGACACUUGAGAAGUAUGAACGUGAAGCAAAGGAGAAAAGCAGAGAAACUUGGUAUCUUUCGUGGGCUCUUGAUACUAACCAAGAAGAACGAGAAAAGGGCAAGACUGUUGAAGUUGGCCGGGCAUAUUUUGAGACUGAAAGAAAGCACUUCACAAUACUGGAUGCACCAGGUCACAAAAGUUUUGUUCCUAACAUGAUUGGUGGAGCAGCGCAAGCAGAUUUGGCUGUGCUGGUUAUAUCAGCACGUAAAGGGGAAUUUGAAACGGGAUUUGACAGAGGGGGGCAGACGAGAGAACAUGCAAUGUUGGCUAAAACAGCUGGUGUUAAACAUUUGGUAGUGCUUGUUAAUAAAAUGGAUGACCCAACAGUUGAAUGGUCUGAAGCACGAUACAACGAAUGCCGUGAUAAAAUUUUGCCUUAUCUAAGAAAACUCGGUUUCAAUCCUCAGAAAGACCUCACAUUUAUGCCUUGUUCAGGCCUUACGGGGCUAGGCCUGAAGGAUCCAUUAGAUGAAAAAAUUUGUCCAUGGUACAGAGGUGAUGCAUUUAUACCAUUCAUUGACAAGUUACCAUCGCUCAAUCGCAAGAUGGGUGGACCUUUUGUAAUGCCUGUAGUUGAUAAGUAUAAAGACAUGGGAAUGGUUGUGAUGGGAAAAGUUGAAGCAGGAGAGGCAAAAAAAGGACAAUCAUUACUUCUGAUGCCAAACAGGACUGUAGUGCUUGUUGAUCAGAUGUGGUCAGAUGAUGAAGAAGUGACAGCUGUAGGACCUGGAGAAAAUGUCAAAAUAAAACUGAAAGGCAUUGAAGAAGACGAUGUGUCUCCAGGUUUUGUCCUUUGCGACAAUGCAAAUCCUAUAAAGACUGGCAGAGUAUUUGAUGCUCAGGUUGUUAUCCUCGAACAUAAGAGUAUAAUUUGCGCUGGCUACUCGGCAGUCAUGCAUAUCCACUGUGCAGCUGAAGAAGUUACUGUAAAAGCCUUAAUUUGUCUGGUGGACAAGAAAACUGGUGAAAAGUCGAAGACAAGGCCCCGCUUUGUGAAGCAAGACCAAGUUGCUAUUAUGAGGAUAGAAUGUGCAGGUGUUAUUUGCAUGGAACAAUUCAAACUUUUUCCCCAGAUGGGAAGGUUUACACUAAGAGAUGAAGGUAAAACUAUUGCCAUAGGUAAAGUACUGAAAGUAAUCGAAUAAAUUGUUUAAAUAUUAAAUUGAAGUUGGCUUAUUAAAGAAGAGUGAGUGUUAAGGUGGUUUUAUCUAUCUGCAACAUGACAAGAAGAGCUGAGAAGACAGUGGAAGAAAGGGCAACUAUCUGAGCAGCAAGGAUUUUCAUAACAGUGGAUUUACCAGCAUUCUACAUUGAAUUAUUGUAUACAAUCCAUAUAGUCUGAAUGCUACCUGGAUGGGUGCAAUGAAGGCUGUAUUGUUGCUUCCCUGUCAGAAACAGUGGUUACUGCAUGAAACAUUGUAGGCGGCAAUCAGACAUUUCACUUAUGAACUGAUAAUGUGAAUAAUGAAAACUGAGUGAAAUACAGAAAUAAGAACAUUCACAGGUGCUUUCUUCUAGAAGCUAGAGGUGCAAGUUAUGCAUCAGAUUUUUGCAUAUUUGGGUGAAUGGUAGUGUGUGUGUGUGUGUGUGUGUGUGUGUGUGUGUGUGUGUGUGAUACGCUGUGUAAAUGGAAUUGAAUGACAAGUUAUUUGCGAUAAUUUAGUUAAAGGGGAAGGAAUAUUGUGACAGGGAAAGACUAGGGCUCUAUUUCAAUGAUCAUUUGACACCAGUUACUCUAUUUGUUCUUUUUUUCUGUGAAACUAAUGCUUCCAUGUUCAAUAAACAGACAGAUGAAUUGCAGAUUUUGGUAUCAGACAAUAUAUAUAUAAAUAAAACUUCUAUGGCACAUAUAUUUUUCAACAUUAUUGUAUAUGGGCAAUAAAUGAAAACUUGCACGACUUGAAAUAUAAUGCCAUAUUUUGUUACAUAACUGCUCUUUAUCAAGCUUUUAUCUAGGUAUUGACUUAUACUGUUUGCUUGAAGUUUAAUUUUGAACCUUUCAGCAUGUUCACGGUAAAGUUAUGCAAUGUUUUUAAUAGCUUUUACUUAUGCACAUAGUAGAAUGGGUAUUUAAUGCAGUUUAUCUGCACAAUAUGGCCUUAUAAUCCAUGGUGAAUGACAUUAGUAAAAAAAAAAUUCUAAAGAAACUUUAUAACCUUGUGCCAGAUUUGUUGAUGCUAAUAACUUUGUAGUUAUAAACAGUUGAAA
Messenger RNA from Schistocerca cancellata (South American locust), 2895 nucleotides. RefSeq names its product eukaryotic peptide chain release factor GTP-binding subunit ERF3A (gene eRF3). The record is from RefSeq and is a predicted model, not a curated record. Bases 117 to 1832 code for a protein of 571 amino acids. Lineage: Eukaryota; Metazoa; Arthropoda; Insecta; Orthoptera; Acrididae. Gene Ontology annotation, molecular function: translation release factor activity; GTPase activity; GTP binding. Gene Ontology annotation, cellular component: translation release factor complex. Gene Ontology annotation, biological process: translational termination; translation; nuclear-transcribed mRNA catabolic process, deadenylation-dependent decay. The transcript is spliced from 10 exons.